Messenger RNA from Varanus komodoensis (Komodo dragon), 3349 nucleotides. RefSeq names its product chromodomain helicase DNA binding protein 1 like (gene CHD1L). Gene Ontology annotation, molecular function: DNA helicase activity; ATP-dependent chromatin remodeler activity; ATP binding. The transcript has 23 exons. The record is from RefSeq and is a predicted model, not a curated record. The coding region runs from base 95 to 2764 and encodes 889 amino acids. Gene Ontology annotation, biological process: DNA repair; chromatin remodeling. Lineage: Eukaryota; Metazoa; Chordata; Lepidosauria; Squamata; Varanidae. Gene Ontology annotation, cellular component: nucleus.
UCAAGCCAGCUUGCUGCUUCUCUUCCGGGAGGUGGUUUGGAAAAAAUAAACUGGGGUCGGAGAGUUUCGGCGUGGAAGCACGGAAGGGGUGGUGAUGUCUCGCUUCUUCCAGUCAGUUUUUGACAAGUGCGGAUCCAGGAGGGGAGAAGCAGUUGAAGAGGAGCAGUUAAGCCAAUGGGGGCUGACAGGGAUUCAGCUACGCCCCUAUCAGAUGGAAGGUGUAAACUGGCUGACACAGUGCUAUGGAACCUGGCAUGGCUGUAUCCUGGGUGAUGAAAUGGGUCUUGGGAAGACUUGUCAGGCUAUUUCUCUGCUUGUUUUCUUAAGUGGGAGGCUUAAUAAAAGGCCUUUUUUGAUCCUUUGCCCUCUGUCUGUCUUAAACAACUGGGAAGAAGAACUGAAAAGGUUUUCUCCAAGCCUUUCUUUCAUGACGUAUUCAGGAGGCAAGGAAAAACGGGCUGAGCUACAACAAGACCUGACCUCAAAUCAUGAUUUCCACAUUUUGCUGACAAAUUAUGAGGUAUGUCUAAGAGAUGCAGCAUUUCUGAAACGUUUUCAUUGGGCUUGCCUUGUUGUGGAUGAAGCUCACAGACUGAAGAAUCAGGAUUCAUUGCUUCAUAAAACACUCCUGGAGUUUUCAACAGAUUUUCGCCUCCUGCUGACAGGUACUCCCAUUCAAAAUAGCCUCCAAGAGUUAUAUGCUAUGCUUGCAUUUAUUGAACCAGUUACAUUUCCCAGCGAGCUAGUAGAAGAAUUUAUUGAAUAUUACCAUGGAAUUGAAAAGGAAAGCAAAACAGCCAAAGAACUGCAUAAGCUGUUACAGCCUUUCUUGCUCAGGAGAGUGAAGGAGGAAGUCAUAGCAGAACUCCCAAAGAAAAUGGAGGUUGUUCUCUACCACGGAAUGUCAGCACUGCAAAGAAAAUUUUACAAGGCUAUUUUGAUGAAAGACUUAGAUGCAUUUGUAAAUGAAACAGGGAAGCAAGUUAAGCUCCAGAAUGUGUUAAUUCAACUCCGGAAAUGUGUAGCUCAUCCAUAUCUGUUCAAUGGUGUUGAGCCAGAACCUUUUGUCAUUGGGGAUCAUCUCAUUGAAACCAGUGGGAAGCUGAGCUUGUUGGAUAAAUUGCUCUCUUUCCUUUAUGUUGGUGGUCAUCGUGUACUGUUGUUUUCUCAAAUGACCCAAAUGCUGGAUAUUCUACAGGACUAUAUGGAUUACAGAGGCUACAGUUAUGAGCGCCUGGAUGGAUCUAUCCGAAGUGAAGAAAGGCACCUUGCCAUUAAGAAGUUUGAUCAGCAGCCCAUUUUCGCUUUCCUCCUGAGCACCAGGGCAGGUGGAGUUGGGAUAAAUCUAACUGCAGCAGACACCGUAGUUUUUGUUGACAGUGACUUUAACCCACAAAAUGACUUGCAAGCAGCAGCAAGAGCCCACAGGAUUGGGCAAAAGAAGCCUGUAAAAAUUAUUCGCCUGAUUGGGAGAGACACUGUAGAAGAAAUAAUCUAUCGACGAGCAGCAUCGAAGCUCCAGCUAGCCAGCACUGUUAUUGAAGGGGGACAUUUUUCUCUUGGAGCCCAGAAAUCUCAGGAAGCAGCAGGUAUCCAGCUGAAUGAAAUCCUGAAGUUUGGUUUGGACAAACUGCUGUCAUUAGAUGGAAACAGCAUCUGUGAUGUGGAACUGGAUAAUAUCCUUGGGGAGACAAGAGAAGGAAGAUGGUUAAUGGAUCCUGUGCUACCUCUCACAGAGGAAAGUGAGGAGCAAAAUGUAGAAAGCCACAUGUAUGUAUAUGAAGGCAAAGACUACUCCAAGGAACCUAGCUCUGAAGACUUGAAGACCUUUGAUCAGCUGCUGAGUCUUCAGAAAUCUCUCUUCGAAGACAUACAUCAAGAAGGAAGAGCUCUCCGAAAUAAAGCAAAUGUAAGGGUUCUUCUCACAGACAUUCACAUGGGACCCAUUAAAAAAAGACGCAAACUUUGCCCAGAAGAAGUGGAGGCCCGUCGAGAAAAGCUACAGAAGGCAGCAGCAAAGAGGGCCAGGAUCAAGGAGGAAAAGAGGAAGAAGGCAGCAGAAGCUGAGCAUCAGAAAAGGAUGACCUUGUGGAAAGCGAAUCACUACAGGUCUUGCUGUCUCGAGUCAGAAGAGAGCAGUGAGGAGGAGGAGGAAGAGAGGCUGGAUAUGGAUUUGGAGUAUACAGAUCCAGAAGUGAGCUCCAUCAAGUACAUUAUGGGUGAUGUUACUCAUCCUACAGCAAGAGAAGAGGAUGCAAUCAUUGUGCAUUGUGUAGAUGACUCUGGCCAUUGGGGAGAAGGAGGCUUAUUCACAGCUCUGAGGAAUCGUUCUGACCAACCAAAGAAAAUAUAUGAGUUGGCAGGAAAGAUGAAUGACCUGACAUUGGGAGGAACUCUUUUAUUCCCCAUUGAUGAUAAAGAAUCAAGAAACAAAGGGCAGGACUUGUUGGCCCUUGUUGUAGCACAGCACCGAGACAGCUCCAACACAUUGUCUGAAAUUAAGCUCCCUGCUUUGGAAAGGGGUUUAAAGAAAAUCUAUUUGGCAGCCAAGAAAAGGGAUGCCAGCGUCCACUUACCUCGCAUUGGAUAUUCAUCAAGAGGCUUUAACUGGUAUGGAACAGAGCGUCUUAUCCGGAAAUACUUGGCAACAAGAGGAAUCCCCACAUUUGUAUAUUACUUUCCUAGAACUAAAAUAUCUGCUUCUUCACAAGCAUCCACAACGUCAACACCAGCCUUUCAACCUUCAGCAGUUGUGCAGAAGUAAUUCCUUGCAGCGCAUGAACCAUUUUCCUGCUGUAUGUUCAGCUGCUUAGCAUUCAUGUGGAUCUCUUGAAUUGUUUUUAGAAAACACUCACAACUGUAUAGAUCAGACUAUUUCUAUAUAAGGGGGAUGAAUUGUGCUGUAUCAGGAUUAUCCAACGUUCAACCAUACGUUCACUUUUUUAGAACAAACCACAAUUUGAUAUGGCAUGUAAGCCUUCCUCACAUGGCUUGAGCAUUGGGCUUGGACAAGACCGGCUGGCUGUGAGCACAGCUAGAACCAUGCAACACCAAAGCAGCAGCAUUAUUCUUUGAGUCUGUAGAAUUAUUCACUUAGUAUUCCUUAAUUGUUUAAGUACACAUUUCAGAUAAUUGUUUGAGGCAAAGGGUGCCUAUGUAAAUUAAAUAGUACAACAAUUCUUUCUCUAAAUUAUGAAUAUUUGUAGUAAAACCACUGAAUUAGCUGAUCAUUUGCAGAAAUAGGUUGCACCUCUUGAAAACAAAAGGGCUAUUUGUGGUUGGCGGGAUGGGCAUGUUUUCUAACUGGCUCCCAUUGACCAAUUAAAAUGCUGCAAACCACACUGUCAAA